AUGAUAAUUGUAAGGGAAGACUUCGAUGAGCUUUGGCGUAUUCAGGAGAAGCUGGAAUGUUACUUUGGCUCGUUGGUUGGCUCCAAUGUGUACAUAACCCCCGGAGGAUCUCAGGGCCUACCUCCCCACUAUGAUGAUGUUGAGGUUUUCAUCCUGCAGCUGGAGGGAGAGAAGCACUGGCGCCUUUACCCACCCACAGUGGCCCUGGCACGUGAGUACAGCGUGGAGGCUGAGGCCAGGAUUGGCGCUCCAACACAUGAAUUCACGUUGAAGCCAGGUGAUUUGUUGUACUUCCCCAGAGGGACUAUUCAUCAGGCGGACACUCCUCCAGGGCUGGCCCACUCUACUCAUGUGACCAUCAGCACCUACCAGAACAAUUCAUGGGGAGAUUUUCUUUUGGACACCAUUUCAGGGCUUGUGUUUGAUACUGCAAAGAAAGAUGUAGCAUUACGGACUGGAAUACCCCGGCAGCUGCUCAUGCAGGGUGGAACCACAACAGUUGCAACAAGAAGAUUAAGUGGCUUUUUGAGGACUCUUGCAGACCGGCUGGAAGGCACCAAAGAGCUACUUUCAUCAGACAUGAAGAAAGAUUUUGUUAUGCACAGACUACCCCCUUACUACAUGGGAGAUGGAACAGAGCUGUUGACACCAGGUGGAAAGUUACCAAGGUUGGACAGCGUAGUGAGUCUGCAAUUUAAAGAUCACAUCAUCCUCACAGUAGGGCCAGAUCAGGAUCAAUCUGAUGAAGCUCAAGAAAAGAUGGUUUACAUCUAUCAUUCUCUCAAGAAUAGGAGAGAAAUACACAUGAUGGGAAAUGAGGAAAUAGAGUCUCAUGGACUUCGUUUCCCUUUUUCACAUGUGGAUGCACUGAAGCAAAUUUGGAACAGUUCAGCAAUUUCCGUCAAGGACCUGAAGCUUACUACGGAUGAGGAAAAGGAAAGCCUGGUAUUAUCCCUCUGGACAGAAUGUUUAAUCCAAGUAAUCUAAUGCUGUUAUGGAAUCAAAUACCUGUUAUUUUAUAUAUAUAUAUUUUUUUUUAAAGGGAUGUUGGUAGGAGAAAAAUGUCAAAUGUCCUUACUUACCAACCCCUAAUCAAUAUAUGGGAACAUGGAAGGGGGGAAAAAAAAAACCCAAAACAAAAACCAAAUUACAAGGUAUCCCAGAAUGUGACAAAACUGUAUUUUUGACAA
Sciurus carolinensis (gray squirrel) is the source of this 1190-nucleotide messenger RNA. Its product is annotated as ribosomal oxygenase 2-like. Gene Ontology annotation, molecular function: histone H3K36 demethylase activity; histone H3K4 demethylase activity. Lineage: Eukaryota; Metazoa; Chordata; Mammalia; Rodentia; Sciuridae. Gene Ontology annotation, cellular component: nucleolus. The record is from RefSeq and is a predicted model, not a curated record.